AUGAAGAUUGCCACUUUAAUUUUCGCUUCUUUCCUCAUUGCCGCAUGUUGUGCCACUUCCUACACUUUCAAUGGAGCAUUCUCAAAUAGCGCCUUGACUACCGCUCAACAAAACGUUGCCGGUUACACUCCAAACUCCAUCAAUGGUUCAGCUUCUGUUGUAAUCAGUGGUGACGCCACCAACGGUUUCACCGUCCAAUACAAUCUCACUUUGGCCAACCUCGCAACACUCGUUGUCUCGAGCAUCAACAUUUCUGGUCCAGCCCCAGCCGGUUCACUUCCCACUACCGCUGCUUUCUCAUUCCAACUCGACAACGGAACCUCAGAUUCUGCCACUUACACUGUCAACAACCAACUCACUUUCGGUCCAGCCUCUGAUGAGGGAAAAGUCAUUGCUGCCGGUAUCGGUCAAUUGGUCGGCUCACCAGUUCCAGUCAUCUACGUUCAAGCCAACGCCAAGAACACCACCGACGGUACUGCCAUCGCCAUCUCACGUGCUCAACUCGCCUACGUCCAACCAUCAACUACCGGUACCACUGGUCCAUCUACCACCACUGGAAACGGUACCACCACCGGUGACUCUACUACCACUGGAUCUGCCAACGCUUUGACCGCCUCAAUUGCCAUGAUGAUCCUUUUGGUUGCUGCCCUCCUUUUCUAA
Molecule: messenger RNA, 660 nt
Organism: Heterostelium album PN500
Lineage: Eukaryota; Evosea; Eumycetozoa; Acytosteliales; Acytosteliaceae
Exons: 2
Coding region: 1-660 (219 amino acids)
Source: RefSeq, a predicted model, not a curated record